Messenger RNA from Poecile atricapillus (Black-capped chickadee), 1298 nucleotides. It is a transcript of the gene GFAP, whose product is annotated as glial fibrillary acidic protein. The transcript has 8 exons. Lineage: Eukaryota; Metazoa; Chordata; Aves; Passeriformes; Paridae. Gene Ontology annotation, molecular function: structural constituent of cytoskeleton. The record is from RefSeq and is a predicted model, not a curated record. The coding region runs from base 1 to 1248 and encodes 415 amino acids. Gene Ontology annotation, biological process: regulation of chaperone-mediated autophagy; intermediate filament organization. Gene Ontology annotation, cellular component: intermediate filament; cell projection; cytoplasm.
AUGGACUUCUCACUGGCCACGGCGCUCAACUCGGAGUUCAGGGAGACGCGCACCAACGAGAAGGUGGAGAUGAUGGAGCUCAACGACCGCUUCGCCAGCUACAUCGAGAAGGUUCGGCUGCUGGAGCAGCAGAACAAGGUGCUGGUGGUGGAGCUGAACCAGGCGCGGGACCAGGAGCCCUCGCGCACGGCCGACAUCUACCAGGACGAGCUGCGGGAGCUGCGGCGCCGCGUGGAGCACUUGGCCACCGCCAAGGCCAGGCUGGAGAUGGAGAGGGACAACCUGGCGGAGGACCUCGGCAGCCUCCAGCAGAAGCUGCAGGACGAGGUGACCCUGAGGCUGGAGGCCGAGAGCAACCUGGCUGCCUACAGGCAGGACGUGGACAAUGCUGCCUUGGCUCGCCUGGACCUGGAGCGGCGCGUGGGGACCCUGCAGGACGAGAUCGCCUUCCUCCACAAGGUCCACGAGGAGGAGCUGCGGGAGCUGCAGGAGCAGCUGGCCCGGCAGCGGGUGCACGUGGAGGUGGACGUGAGCAAGCCGGACCUGACGGCCGCCCUGCGCGACAUCCGCAGCCAGUACGAGGCCAUGGCCGCCAGCAAUGUCCAGGAGACCGAGGAGUGGUACAAGUCCAAGUUUGCAGAUCUGACGGACGCGGCCGCCCGACACGCCGAGGCCUUGAGGGUGGCCAAGCAGGAGGCCAACGAGUACCGGCGCCAGCUCCAGGCCCUCACCUGCGACCUGGAGGCUCUGCGGGGCUCCAAUGAGUCCCUGGAGAGGCAGCUGCGGGAGCUGGAGGAGCGCUAUGCCCUGGAGACGGCUGGCUACCAGGACACAGUGGUGCGGCUGGAGGAGGACAUCCACAGCCUCAAGCAGGAGAUGGCCCAGCACCUGCAGGACUACCAGGACUUGCUCAACGUCAAGCUGGCCCUCGACAUCGAGAUCGCCACGUACCGCAAGCUGCUGGAGGGCGAGGAGAGCAGGAUCACCAUCCCUGUGCAGAGCUUCUCCAACCUGCAGAUCCGAGGUGAGGCUACCAGCCUGGACACCAAAUCUGUGUCAGAAGCCCAUGUAAAGAGGAGCAUCGUGGUCAAAACUGUGGAGACCCGAGAUGGAGAGGUGGGAAAUUCUCAUUUGUGUCACCCACGCUCCAUCCCCACCUCCCCACAGGGUGUCCCCAAGGGACUGGCACAUGGGGCCACCAUUCCUGAGCCCCACGAGCAGCCCAGGCAGGGAGCCAGUGAUCGCUGAGAGUAUGGCAUGAUCUGGCUCUGGGUCCUGGUGGAGCUGAGGCUGGCAGC